UAGUCUGGCGCGGGGCGAGAGCGCGGCGGAGAGCAGGGGCGGCGCGCCGAGCGGAGGGAGCCGGACCAGGAGGGCCGCUUCUCCCCGCACUCUGGCUUUUCUGUCGGGAUCGAGGGGCAGCAUGAGGGCGGCGCUGGUCCUCUGGAGCGUCCUUCUGGCGGCAGGUAAGAAGGGGCGAAAGGGAGCCCCGCGGGGAUGCCGUCGAAGUGGGGCAGGCGCGCUCCGCGUCUUUGGCCUCGGCGUGGAAGAGAUCCCGCCGAGUGCGCGACUCUCUCCUGUUAGCCGACGGGACUGACGAGCUCUUGCCUCUGCCGGAGCCGCGCGUCGGAUUUUCGGUCGCACGGAAAAGAAAGGGACUCCUCGUCGCUCUUCCACCCCAAGCGAUGCUCGCUCGGAAUCCCCUCCCGCUGGCGCUGCCUGCUCCGGCUUCGCUGCACCGCUGCCAAAUUUAGCCUGUUUUGAUAGCCGAUAUGGUGCCCAGAUAGCGUUGCAUGGCUGGGCUGGGUGCAGGCGGAUAAUUCAGUUGCAGGAGCCCCGCCGGGGGGUGUCCGAGAGUUUUUGCCCGUAAAACGUUAAAUGCCGCACCGCGGUGGAAAGCGCCUCGAGGAAACUUCUGCUGAACUCCUGCAAGCUUCAGGCAUUGCCGAGUCAGAAUGUUUUUAUGGCUCCCGAGGUUGAAAACCCAGCCUGCAAAUAUGCAUGGGAAUAACAGUGAGACAGGAGUGUUGUGUGUGGCUGAAUUGUCUAGACUUGUAUUCUGCGCGGGCAUCACCGUGUUGGCAGAGAGUGCUUGUUAUGCCUCCGAAACAUCUGGGCACACUGGCAUGUGUGAAUCUGCUAGGUAUUAAUGCACUUGUAUGGAAGUGAAAAAUGUGUCUGCCUUUCAUACGUUGUUUUUUUUGCCCUGUCUUUGGGGUGGGGUUGAUACAGUACAGUGUGUGUGUGUGUGUGUGUGUGUGUGUGUGUGUGUGUGUGUGUAGAGAGAGAGAGAGCGCGCAAGUGGCUUCUCUCUCCCCCCCCCCCCCAAUUUUCUAAUUGCUCUUGGGCAGUUGUGUGAUGAAACUGUAUGAAAAGCUGGGGCAGGGAGUUGGUGGCUGAUGAUUCACCCAAGAUCCUUGUUUCCAGGUUGGCCCAUCCUGGUGAAGGGGGAAGAGCUUGGCGGGCUCAGGAAUGAAGUUUACCAGCAGGAAGGCAGAGAGGACCUGGCAAGCGUCCAGUUACUUCCGGCCAGGGAGGCUUUGGAGCAUGAAGGAGAGAGAGGUGGAAGUGUGUCGUCUGCAGGGGACAACUUCAGUGAACUCCCUCGAGGUGAGUCCAGGGGCACCAUGGGGGAAGACACUCUGCCUAUUCUCAGCCACCUGCCUAUUAAGGGAGGGAAGCGGUAUGGGGGGGUGAGUGGUGCAAAUAUUAGGAGGCGAUUGGAGGGUCCUCUGCAGGAUCCAGGUCUUUGAGUGUCUUAUCUAGUACGCAGUGCUGGGGAAGCAGAGAAAUUGCCUGUCCUGAGUGUCUUUGCCCUUAGUUACAUUCACUAGCCAGGGGAUGCGGGUGGCGCUGUGGUCUAAACCACUGAGCCUCUUGGGCUUGGCGAUCAGAAGGGCGUUUCUGUGUGCUCUGGCUUCCAUCACAGUGUUCCAUUGAGCACCACACCCCAUAGUUGCCUUUGACUGGACUAAACCGUCCAGGGGUCCUUUACGUUUACAUUUUUACAUUCACUAGCCGCCAUAUAGCACAGGGUAACCACACCUGAGUCCUUUGAUUUUGAUGACUCAAAUUGGGGAACUUUACAGGGUUGAGCUACUGCGGCUUGGGAGGCAGAGGGGUCAGCUUGGCCAUAAAAACUGGAAAUAGGAGCUAGUGAAGGAUUAAGAUUAGAGAAGGGACAUUGUUUUCAUGUCACAUUGCCAUGCUAUCUAUCUAUCUAUAGAUAUAUAUUGCCCAGUCCAAUCACUGGUGGCUGCAUGAAGCUGUAGAGAACCUCAGGCAGUCUGGACUAGAGGACCAUGUUCUGAAGUAGUUCCAUAUGGCAUCUUUUUAUGGAUUAUUUUAACCUUUGGGGAUCAAAUACACCUCAGGCUCCUCAGAAGAGGCAUGAAGAAUUCUAUGCUUUAUGGACCCUAUAACUGUCCAGGCAACAAAUUAACUUUCACCCUCCUCAUUGUGCGGUUCAGCUUUUUACCUGUCUUGCAAAACACAUAUGCAUGGCUGUGUAGCCAGAUCGUCCUUGUGAGGAAUGGUUUGCUGCUUAUCCUGAACGGUUAAGCAUAGGCCCCUCUGAUGGAGGGUGCCAGGCUCAGUAGUCCAAGAGACAGGUCCACUCUUUUAAUUCUGGUGUUACAGGUUUGCUUUUGUUGUCUUUUGCCUCCACCACAAACACAUUAAAUUGGUCACAAAAUUCAGUUGAACUUCAGUGAAAUUUACUUCCAUUUAAGUGUGCUUGGAACUGGUAGCUUCUCGUCUCUGAGAUUUGUUCCUGGGGGGGAUGAUAAAGUGUGGUAGGAGUAGAAAAUGCUAGAGAAGUAGGAGAGUUAAAAGCAGGUGACUUGAUCUUUCAUAUUUGCUUCAGAGCUGAUCAUUUCUGUUACACGCUAACGCUGAAGUUCUGCAGAGAUGAAAGUCUGAGCUGUGUGCACAACCCUGGCUAAUAGAAGUGAGUCCCCAGGACAAGGGAGGGAACCAGGCAGGAAUGUUCCCACGGAAAUUCCUGCCUUAUUUGCUUGAUGUCACAGUGCGCUGAUGUUUUAGUAGUUCCUUGUUUCUAUUUUCUGAGCUCACUUUUACCCUAGAGGGCCCCAGUGCCUUUUCUGAGCCAACCACACAUUCCAGCUGCCCACAAGACCUUAGAGCUGCAUCCUGUUCUGCCCACAACUUUUUGUCCUUUUAUCAAGUGCAACCACUUUCCGCAAAGCCUCUGCACUUCAAUAUAAUUACAAAGUCCGAUAGCUGUGGGGUCAGGGGACUUUGGUGAAGUUGCCAUGAAAUCCUGGGGCUUCUGUCUGCUGCUGUGGAAUUUGGAAAGUGUGGCUAUGCAGAGUUGCUACUUCAUCUGCUGCAGGAUGGUUCCCACCCUGUUGUGUGGAAACACAACAUGCUUUGCUGGAGACAUGAUGAUUUCAUGCUCUCCAGCUUCACAAGUGCUCUGGUGUGGUCAUAAGCUUACCAGAUCACUCCUUAAUUUCUUCCUCAUUAACUGUUUCUCUCCAAGGACUUGCAAACCUGGCAAGCUCAGGAUUUCCCUCAUGCUUCCUCCUUCCAUUGGCGAAACGUCCUUCCUCUUCUAGAAAACAUUGGCCAGCACUGGGGUUCCAUAGCAACAGUAUUCUUAGGUACAAUAAAGCAGGAGAGGCCUUUUGGCAUUUGCACUGUACUAGGGAAUUCUAGUCACAGAGAAAGCUGAGUGAGAGGAGAUUAACUGCUGGGUGAUGGUCUCAAAGCAUGGAAAAUUAGUUAUUUGACGCCUUGUGUUGAUUACUUUGUGUGGGUUGAUCCAGGCGGAAGUAUUAACUUUCCAGCCUGUGGGUGCUGUUGGUUGGAGGUGGGGAUCCACAGAUGACUCGCUGCCUCCCACCCACACAGCGCGGCUCCUCUUACCUUGCUCAGCUUAGUCACGAAGGUUAAGUUGUGCCAUCUUGGGGGUUUGGCUGGCUUUCUAGUUCUUCCUCUUUGCCCAUUUAUGUCCUGAAUCUCCUUGCAUGCUUUCUGCUAAAUCUGGAGGCACCAGAAGAGUCAACCAUGGGAAGAGCUCUGAGCUGCUGCUGCUGCUGCUGCUAACCAGGUUGAUUGAUGAAGACCAGCAGAGUUGCAUCUUCUUUCAGCAGGGCUGACUGUGCUUCUGUCGAGUCUCUUUUCAUCUUUCUUUCAAUAGUCCUGUCUUUCUUCUCCUUAAUCUUGGCCGAGUCCUAAUGUCUUUUCACCCAUGUGAUGGGAUUGGCGCCCUUGGAUGUGUGCGCAGCCUUCCUUCCCUUUCCUCACUGCUGCACCUCAUUCUUUCUUGUCUCUAUAUUUUGCUCUUUUAAAAAAAUAAAUAAAUAUCUAUUUACAUUUUAACUUUUAUUUUCUGAAUACCUUUGACUUUUUCCUCCUUCACUUCUAACUUUCCUAUUCUCCUCCUUAGCUGCUUUUCUUCAGUUCCCUAUUCCAUAUAUUUUUGGGGAUUUGUGGUAGGGUAAACAGCAUCAGUCUUCAAAUUCAGAGGACCUGAUGGAUCUGGAAGGUGGCAUGGGCAGGACUUUGUGGUACUUGGUGGGCUGAAUAGUUGGUUAAGUCACAAUCCCUUUAUCUCUUCUACUUUCAAAACAUUUUUGGGCCGUUCAGUGUUUCUCUGAUCUACCAUUUCAGCUAACUCUGCCCCCCCGCCCCCACCUGCCCCUUCAAGGGCUUAACUGCUCUGUAAGUUGAUGGGCAUGAAGACCCGAAGAGCUUUUAAUUGCAGCGAGACAGAAACAACCCCUUGAGAUCUGCAUCUGGUUUCUUUCAUCUGGGCUUCUGUCCAAACUUUGGGCCACUAUGAAGCCUAUAUUGCUACAGAACCUGAGGCCUGUGUGGAAAGGUGACUUUAUCAGGCAGCAACAGAUGCAAUAGUUUGGAAGGGUUGGUUUUGUCAAUCAUUCUAAUUUCCACUUAGAAUAGAUUUGGAAAGAGGAGAGAGCAGUGGCCUUCGAGUACAUGGUGGGUGGCCAGUGACCUACAUUGCAGGUGAAGCGGCCCUGUGUGGGAGAAGCUGAGCUGCACACAUGAUACUGACAGGCCCCAGUAUUGUUAGCUGGAAUGCCUGGGAGAGGGCGAUAAAAGUUUGGCUUGUUCCUUGGCCAAGCUGCUCUGUGCAGAUCUUCCUGCUCCUUAGGGAGGCUGACUCCUAGCACACAGCUAUUCAGGGAGGAGGGGGCAGGACGGGGGGCUGCCAAUAAUAGGAGGGCUCGGAGUGCAGCAGAAGCCUCCUGAUGGGGCCGAGGGGAAUUGUAAAGGGCCUUAUGGCUCUGUCUGUCUAGCCUCUGCUUCCGCACUUCGCAGGGACUCAAAGGGAAGGUUCCCCUCCCUCUGAAGGAAUAUGUAUGACUCGAAGGGAUGGCUCACUGAUUAGAGAGUGGUGGAUGUGGUGGGGAGCGCCAGCUGCAUCUGGCUGCCAGGUGCCUCUACCUGUAUGACACACCCAGUGAUACCUGCACGAGCACUUGAACACGGACACUGAAAAGGAGAAGCAGCUACUGGCCUCAAAGUCUUACAUGUGGCCCUAAGUCAGCCAGCAGUUAAUCACAGCAAAAUUAGUUGCCCCCAUGCUGCAAAAUGCCUGGAAUAGGAGCAUGAUGCUUUGUGCCUGCCCUUUUGCAGAGGCCAGCGCGUACAGCGUGACAGGCUCAUGUUAGUGUGCGCAAAAUUGAUUUCCAGUAGCAUGUUUGUGCACUGGAAGUACUGUAUGUGUUUGAACAAAGCCUUGUGCUCAGAGACCUCUGCAGCCUGCAGGGGAAAGAGGAAGGGCUAUUCCUAGAUGAGAUCUCAGUUGCUUUUCAGGCACUGUGAGCCCUAUCUGGAAUGCACAAAUAGCAGCUUAGACCUCAACAUGCUCAAACAGCACUGGCGCAGCGGAGGGGUGGGCGAAUCACAGAAAUGACAUUGUAGGCCCCCUUUGCUGGGCCCAGCAAGCCCAUGCACCAAACUUGGGGUGACACAGAGAUAGGAGGGCUCCUCUUCCCUGCACUUGAAGCAGCUUGGGAAGAAAAGAUGUUUGGUUUGCAGUUUUGCACCAUCCACCGCCUGUCUUGUCAGCUGCUGUAUGAACUCCCUGAACACCCUGCAAAUGGAACAGGAAGGAUGUGGUGAGCAGGGUGGGAUAUUGGAGUCGAGGCAGAGGAAGUCGGCCACCAGAGUUCAAGGGAGCUCCAGCGCAGAAGCAGCAGCAGCACUGAGGAAGUCGCGAUUGCUGGGCUUCCAGUAAACUGGAGGCAGGCAGAAGGUAGAUUUGGAAUGGACUGGGACACCCACAGUUUUGCAGUAGAUUGGCAAGUUCUUCUGACUUCCAUCUGGCAAAAAAGUAUUUCCCCCAACGAAAGCAAGCUGCUAAAAAUGUGGAAGUUGUAUUGAAAACCAGGAGUUGAUUUUUGUGGGAGCUCAGUUUUAGAAUCUGAAACUAAUUCUUGUGGUGAAUAUGUGCUCACAGGUGCCCCAUUCCUUAAUCCCAGGUUCUUGGCUGUUUUCCCACCCAAUUUGUACCAGUUGGUGGACCUCAGAGGUUAUAGUAAAAAAUAAAGUAGGUUUCAUACUCCUGAAAUCUGCCCACCCCUACAGAGCAAACGAUCAGAUCAGAUCUAGUUUAAUUAGGGGCUUGUGUUUAUUAAGUGGCAUCACAGCUGAAUUUUAUUUUCUUGAACAAAGGAAUGGGGUAUAUUGACUAUUGUAGAGCAUUGUUAGUUUAAUUAAUAUAUGGUAACAUGAAAUUGGUGUUUUCUUUCUUUUCCUAGUUGCUUUCCUUUCCAAUCCACAAGAACCUGUGAUUCCAGUGAAGGAAGGGAAAGGGAAAAAAAGGAGGAAGGGCAAAGGGAGAAAGAGAGACCCCUGUCUGCGAAGAUACAAGGACUAUUGUAUUCACGGAGAAUGCAAAUAUCUCAAGGCAUUAAAAAGAGCACAUUGCAUGUAAGUUCAUCACGGUUUUCCUGUUCUGGGGAUGGUCUUUGCAGAUAAUCAAAACAAAUAUAUAUGGUUUUCUUUUCACUGUGGAGCAUAUUCUCUUUCUCCAGUAGCUCCCUAGAACAGCGCAAUAACUGUGCUGCAGGGUUAUUUUCCUUUUUAAAUAAGGAAGAAAGAGUCAAGUACAGGUGCAUUGUGGUCUUGGAGAAUGGGAGUUUGGUCCUCAGAGACCUAAAAGAAAACCCCUGUAUAUAACAGAGACUAGAGACUCCUUCUGGUAGCACCCUGGUUCAACAAUGAAAGCUCAAAUUUAGUAAGAGGUGGAGAACCUCAGUGCAGUGAUUGCUUAGAACUUUUGAUUGAGUUUCUUCCAAGUGACUGAGUUUUCAUUUGCUGAGCAAAUCCUUUUUUCACUAAAGAUACAGGCUUAUGCAGGAAGCUGGGUGGGCAAUUUCAGAAGUAUAGGCAACUUUCUGGUUCUGCUCCGGACAACAAAGAUGAAAUGAGAAAAUAAAUUAACAGCAGAGAUAGCAAAAUAGAGAUCUAGCAAAUAAGGCGCUGGAUUGGGUCUGAAGAGUCUUGGAGUCAACUCAUUUCCCAGCUGCAAAGGCGUGGCUGCCCCUACCUAGCACACAGGAGUGUUAUGAAGAUAAGAUAGGGAAAUCUCCAUGUAUGCAUAUAAUUUGAUUUCAUUGCAGUGGAGAAAGUGGAAGUUUUUACUACCAAGGGGACUACAGUAAAAUGCUAUAUGUCCUUGUUGCAAAUAACAUAACUAUUCCCAGCUAUGAAAAUACCUGUGAUUAUCCAUUCUAAAGCACCCCCUGCCCUUUAGCUUUAGGCUUUACUCCUCAGUUUCCUGCAGAGCACCAAGGGGAAGCACCUUGCUUCUAAGUGCAAGAACUGCAGCAUCUUCAGGAAACGGAGCAUCAGGAAUGUGCUUUGUGCUCCCCAUACGGAGGCUUGAUUUUCUUCAAGUCGACUUGUUUGUCAGUGCAUACCUCCAAUGGCAACAACAAGAUUGGUAAUGUUUUGCCUUGGGAAAGCAGUUUCCCCUGACCCUGAGCCCCUUAUCCUUACAAUUUGCAAACACAUAACAGGGUGGCAUAAUACAGUAUGCUGUAUUAUGAAUUCCAAAUCAGUUUUGCCUUACCCAGCCCUCUUGCACUCUCAGACAUGCAGAGCGAUUGUGGGACUCUCUGCCCUUCCCUUGGCAGAUGGCUGCUGUUUUGUUGUCUGCUGCUUUUAUUAUCAUUUCCCCUUUGGGCCCAUCACGUCACUGCUAGAAUAGGGCCGUGCAUCAUGUUGGCUGGUUAGCUGAGGUCGCUAGUGCCUGGAUCUGGGCAGCAGUGAGCAUUGGGAGGCUGGGGUCUGCAUCAUCCCUCAUCAUGCCAUUCUCCCUUUGGCUUCCUUGUAAUCUGAGCAUUGGAGCUUGAAGAUGACACUGACUUGUGGAAUGUGCUGCUUUCAAGCGAGCUCUUUCUAAGCAUUAGACAUUUGAGCUGAGUGUUUGGAAAGACCCUCUUUCCUUCCUGAUUGGGCAUCAGUGCAAAGCUGGUUCUAUGUUUUGGUGGUUUUGGUUUUUUUUAGUUUUACUCAUCCAGGCGGGGGGUAGGAAUGUGUGGGAAGAUAAUUUGGGGAGCUGGCCCCAUCACAUUCUUUAAUUGUGUGAGUAACUGUCAGGACAAAUUAACAAGAGACUAUCACUUACUCUCUUUAAGAAGUGUGCUCUGUCCCCAAGGAAGACUGAAAAUAUUCCUACUGUUGAGGGUAGGAAAAUGGGAAAGUGUGAGUCAGCUGUGGCAAUUCCCCUUCUCUUUGAGAGUGAAAAUAUUAAGUAUGUGGGUAGAGAUUAACAGCCCGAUGGAUGCAAAAACUCUCCUUUUAGCCAAGCCUUUGAUAGCUGGAGGAAAAAAUCUCUAUCCCUUGCUGAGAUAUUGCACUCUCAAAAUUCCUCUGGGGUCUGUAACACAGGGAGACCUAAAUAGAUUUUCAGCAACGAUUCUGAAAGACAACUGUGUGCAAUUGUCUCCAGAGGCUGCAACUCUUUAGUAAUUUUUAACGUAAUGGCUUAAUGACUUAAAUAAUACUUAAACUAAUGUCAGUGUAUGUGUCUUACUGAUGUUAGCCAUGUAUAGCUGAUGGAGUAAAGGCACAAGAGUUCAUUGCAUGAGUUCUACCAUGUAAUACCAGAUUAUAUCAGUGGGAGGGGGGUGGAAAAACAGGUGUGUUGCACUUUGAAAUGUGAAUAGCCUUUUGAGCAUUAAACUUAGAUGAAAGGAGACCGUCAUAUCAAUGUGACUAGCUAUCAUUUUAUUGCUGCGGUCUGGAACAAGCCUUAUACAUUGUUUGCUUUUCAUCUGCAACUCUAGAUGCGAAGAAGGGUACCACGGGGCGCGAUGCCACGCUCUUAGUCUUCCGGUGGAGAACCCCUCCCGUAGUUACAACCACACAACUAUCCUGGCAGUCACAGCAGUGGUGCUGUCAUCUCUAUGUCUUAUCAUCAUUGCCGUGUUGCUGAUGCUCAGGUAAGCUGCUUGGCAAGGCUGAGAAGAGAUGCAGGAAUUGAGAUGCAGUGCUGUCUUCUGUAUGCCAAAUGGGGAAAAGUUCACACUUGACCUCCGGUCUUAUUCUGAGGUGGAUUAUGUGAAGUUAGCAAGUAUAAAACUGCUGAGAGGGCCAGACCUCCGCAGCUUCAAAGGCAGACCAGGUUCCUUGCUUACCAUUCUGGACUCUGCAGAGCUGCUGUUGAAUCCCAAGUUCUGUGUUUGCACACCUGGACUGUGAUCCUUUAUGAGUUCUUUAUGAAACAAAGUGCUUUGUGGUCCUUGCUUUGUUCAGUUCCCCAUCAACUCCUGGGAUAUGAAUCCUUUACAUUUUAAUUCCACUGGCUGAGAACUGAGACUUGAUGGAUCUCUGCCCACCAGUGUUUAACUAGGAAUUGCUUGAGGUCCAAAUCCACCACUUCGUCAAUUUCCCCAUGACUUUAUUUGUUGUCGCCCUGUUGCUGGGGUUCUCUGGGCAGCCUGCUUUCAGAUUAACCCCUUGUGGCAAUUGACUUGUUGUCAAAAUUUGUAAUGAAUCCUGCCUUGGUGCUGCUAGUUGGGCUAAGUAGUUUUGGGAACCCGUUCCAGUUCAAUGAUUCUGUGAAUGGCAUCCUAGCCUUUCUGUCCUGUUGAGGAUACAGUUGAGGAAGUCUGGGCAGGGAGCCAGCGAGUCCCAUUUCAGUCUAAGGUAUUCCACAUCUUGUGACUGGUCCCCUGCCAAGAAAUGCAAGUUGGAAUUUCUCAUACUCAGAUCCUAGGAUCAGGAAGGUGACAGCAACAGGUCCUUUUAGCCAGUGGCAGUGGGGUGGUGCAAUUAUCGUACAGGGUUAGAACUGGAAUUUAUCUUGGUCUCUGUCUUUCUAUUUUUUCCCAGGUGUCACAAGCAAGGAGUGUAUGAUGUAGAGAGUGAAGAGAAGGUUAAACUGGGCAUCACUGUCAACCACUGAGAUGUCCUGAGAUUGCAAGGUAACCCCUCAAGCACAUAAGCUAUGGGAAGACUGUGUGUUAGUGUGCUGUGAAGAGAUUUCAAUAAAUUCUGCCCAUUCUUUAGCCUGAAGGGAAGUUUCUUUAUCCCGUGGCAAACUAAAGGAUAAUGUACGGCAUUGCCUCCUAUUGAUGUACCUGUUUGGGCUGAAUUAUGGGUUAACUCUUGUCACAAGUUACUCCUUCUUGACCACCCCUGGGAGGCUGAGAUGCUAUGCUAGAGAGUAGAGAAGCCCCUUUGUAAUUACUCAGACAACAGCAUAGGGAAUACUAAUCAAUAAGUCUUUGUAUAAAAAGGGCACAUAUUACAGAAAGAAGAAGCUAUUGCAAGUUAUUACUCAUAACCCACUGGUGCAAUACUUAUGAGGGGGAACACACCCACCCCAGGAUGGAUUCCAACCCACAAAUACUUUAUUUCAUUUUACUCUCCCAGACUUUCCAAAGCUCUCCUUCAUGCUGUCUAUGGCAAUGUGCUGUGAUGCUAUGAUUGGCCAGCCACUAUCACAAAAACCUAGUCUCCACCCUGGCACAAACAUGUCACCUGCUGCCACACUAAUGGUGCCAGCUAUUUUGAAAUAUGAUUGUUCACUACUGAUCUCAGAGUGUUCCAGUCUAAAACCACAAAUGUAUCUGUGUCCCCUAGUAUAUUUGCCUUUGUCCUACUCACAGGAAACUGUUACACAUUUUGCCUCAGAUAUAUGACCCUUGGCACUUUGAGCUGGCUAACUCAGUUUAAUCAGGCUUCAAGCAAGUAUUUGAUAGGACAGCAAGUUGAUUAUUGACUAUUAGGCAUAUCUGAAUCGUGAACGAAACCAGCAUACAUGAGCUUGUGCUUGUGUUCCUGGGUGCUGUCAUAACAGCAUCCUUUAGAAGCAGCCGAGGGGGCUUUAGGCCCUGAGGGAAGCUCUGUGUGCUGUGCAUUUCUGCCUCUGGAUUACUUCACUUGGACUUUGCCCCCUGAUCUUCUGUAUGGGUGGUCCCCUCUCCAGUGGGUGGCCGGUCCCUGGCCACUUGUUCCACCUUUCUUCUUGUGGAGGUGCCUCUCUCUGGGUUACAUGCCUUCUUUAAAACUUUAAGGCAACGCUCUUUACUCUCACUUGCCCUUCUCUGGAGGCUGCAAGAUUCCAGCCACAGUCACCUCCCUUCAGAAGCUGCAGGCCAUAGCUGUAGCCCUUGGUAAUGGGUGCUGUGUGUGGCCCUCAGAAGGCCCUUCCAUUAGUUGUGGGGAUAGCUGUGAAUGCUGGACAAUAGGUUUCCAAAGGCUUAACCUCUUUAAUCAAGACAAAUCCAGAGAGAGAGUGUGCACACAGAGACACACAAAUAAAUGUAUGUAUGCUGAAUUCACUGCUAGCAAGUAGGGAGAGUCACAAAGUGCAACUGAAUUCCACAAGAGUGCAUCAUUUUAGGUCUCAAGUCACUCAUUCUGCACUAGUCCUCAUGGAGUAGCUCCAGUUGACUUCAAUGGAAUUAUUCUCUUUCGAGGUGGCAGCCUACAUAACUGUUGUGGGGUAUGGAGAAUAACCUUCUUGGUAGAUUUUUUUUUAAAUUGCACAUGCAGGGUGGGGUCCAGGUAACUAGCCCCAUCAGCAGAAAGAAGCCUUGCACAAAGACUUCCAUUUGUGCAAUGGGGCUUCCCCCAUUCUCCUGAAAAUUGGCUUGGGGGUGGCGGCAGGAGAGCCCCCAUAACAGUGCAUAGGGAAAGGAGAGGGGGGUCAUUCCAUUUGGGAAGCUGCAAUGUUUGCACAGGCAGGGCAGUUAGAAGGGCAUAAUAUUGGAGUCUUGUGAGUGGUGCAUAUUUAGCUUAGAUGUGAUCCUUCCUUCCAUUACAUUGCAGGAUUCAGCACUGGAGCAGCUCUUAUUUCCACAAUCCAGUGGACAAAACUCUUCCCCCCCCCCCCAGACACAUUUCAGCGUCAAAAGGGAGUUUGUAUGAGUGGAAGAGACUGUGUCAGAUCUUUGCUUUGUUGAAGAAGCAAUUCAUCCCCUCCAAACACGAAGAUCUUUCCAAGAGAGAGACUUUUCUCCACUGAGUGCUUCUUCCUGAAAUGUGGAGCCACAGCCUAAGGAGAAGAGUUGGACUUUGCCUUGGUAUCAUUGGAAAGAAACAUCUUUGCAAGAAGACAAUACACCAGCAAGUUGGAUUCUUCAGACAUCUGCUGAGGAUUUAACUGUGAAAGACUUGGACUCUGCUGAAGAAAUCUAACUUUGGAACUCUAUUAAAUGGUGGGGAGUGGGGCAGAAAAACUAUUUAACAAGAUAUUUCAUUUUAAAUUAUAUAUUUAUUUUAGAUACAUUGUACAUAUUAUUUAUUUAGGCUUGAUCCUGUAGCUCUGUCAUCAAGUGGAGAGGCAGAAGGAUUGUGCAGUGUAACAUUCUCUAAUAAAUAACCCUUUGUUAU
Podarcis lilfordi (Lilford's wall lizard) is the source of this 12543-nucleotide messenger RNA. Lineage: Eukaryota; Metazoa; Chordata; Lepidosauria; Squamata; Lacertidae. The record is from the annotation of a GenBank genome assembly.